Hemibagrus wyckioides is the source of this 3504-nucleotide messenger RNA. Its product is annotated as GTPase IMAP family member 8-like. NCBI's taxonomy places the organism in Eukaryota, Metazoa, Chordata, Actinopteri, Siluriformes, Bagridae. The record is from RefSeq and is a predicted model, not a curated record. The coding region runs from base 34 to 2457 and encodes 807 amino acids. The transcript is spliced from 7 exons. Gene Ontology annotation, molecular function: GTP binding.
UUCUCACAAAGAAGUCCAUCCAGUUUUUCCUGAAUGCACACAGGUUCUGUGUUUAUUCUCUCUUCAUUUCUCACUGCUGUGUGUGAGGAGAGGUUGCGUCCUACAGCUCAGAUACAGGUUGUGACAGCACGAAGAAUGGCUUCAAUUGGAGACCCACCUCAAGAAUCAGAUCUGAGGAUUAUCAUAAUUGGACCCAGUGAGGUUGAUGUGGCUUCAAUUGGAAACAUCAUCCUUGGGAGAGAGGUGUUUGGAUCUCAGAGUAGCAAGUGCAUAAAGAGGGAUGGAGAGAUAGCUGGUAGAAAAUUAACAGUAGUAGUCACACCUAAUCGAUGGUCCAGACUUCCACUGAUUGACACAGUAAAGCGUGAUAAGCAAGAGCUAAUGCUCAGCAUGCUUCUGUGUGAUCCUGGACCUCAUGCCAUCCUUCUAGCCAUUGGUGAGGAGGAGGUCACAAAGGCUAUGGCUAUCUCAAUGAAGGAACACAUGGAGCUUCUUGGCCAGGAAGUUUGGGAUCAUACAAUAUUAUUAUACUCUUCUGACAACCAGCAAGAAAAAUGUGUAAAGGGAUCAGGAGCAGCUUUCAAGAGGAUUACAGAUAAAUGUGGAGACAGAUAUCAUGUUCUCAGCAACACAGACCAUGGUGACAGAAUUCAGGUCACAGAGCUACUGAAGAAGAUAGAUGAGAUGCUACAGAAAAACAAAGGCAAACACUGUGAGAUACACAGGAAGAUCUACCUUGUACAGAAAUGGAGGGAAGCUGAAGAUAAUCGAGCAGAACAAAGACUACUAAUGACUCAGAAGCACAGAAAAAUGCUGAGAUCAAAAAUGGUAAGCACAAGCCACAGUUUUGAGGUCAGAGUUUUGCUAACAGGUUAUCAGUUUUCUGGAAAGAGCUCAACAGGAAACACAAUCCUUGCACAGGAGGCAUUUAUGACAUUUCCCAAAAGGAGGAUGUCAAAGUGUGUAAAAAGUGAAGGAGACGUUCAAGGAAGGCAUGUUACUGUAGUGGAUAUUCCAGGCCGUUGGAGAAUUCACCCAUUCGCAUACACUACUGAGCUUUGCAAGCAGGACAUAGUGCUUAGUGUAACUCAGUGUCCACCAGGCCCCCACAUUGUGCUUGUGCUUGUCCGUUUAGACACUUCAUUCACUGAAAUGAACAGAAGGACAAUGGAGUGCCACUUUCAGCUUUUUGGUGAGAAUGUUUGGAGAUACACCAUGGUGCUGUUCACAUGUGGGGACUUUCUGGGAGAAACAACGAUUGAGCAGUUCAUUGAGAGUCAAGGGAAAGCUCUCCAGUGGCUAGUGAAGAAAUGUAACAACAUGUACCAUGUGUUCAACAACAACAAGAAGGACGAUCGCUCUCAGGUUUCUGAACUGCUUGAAAAGAUUGAUGAGGUUGUUGCUAGUAACGGUGGUGGCCAUUUUGAAAUGGAUCAGAUGAUUUUGCAGGAGGUUCAAGAGAAGAGGAAGAUUGCAGAAGACAAAGCUAAAAAGAGGAGACUGAAGACACAAGAGGAGAAAAGAGGAGCAACUGGUUCAGAAUCUGAAAAAGAAGCCUUGUCUAGUGAUCCUGAGGUCAACAUUGUGCUAAUUGGUUAUAGAAGAGCUGGAAAGACCACAGUUGGAAACAUUAUGUUAGGCAAAAACAGUUUUUCCAGACAAAAGACUUUUCAGAGUGAGCAGCAGCAUGGACUAGUAGCAGGAAGACAGGUUGUUGUAGUAGACACUCCAGGCUGGGACUGGGACCAUGAUUUGGAGGAAACACCUGAACUUGACUGGCAGAUAGUAGAGAGUGUUCAUACUCAUUGUUCCAAAGAUGCACCUGUUGUUUUCCUUCUGGUUGUGCGAGCAGCUUUUCCCUUCAAAGAGGUGAACAAACUCAUUACUGAAGAAUAUCUGCAACUUCUUGGUGACUCUGUCUGGAAUCACACCAUAGUGCUGUUCACCACUGGAGGCUGGAUGGAAGACAUAGACAUAGAACUGCACAUUGAGAGUGAAGGGGAUGCGCUGCAGUGGCUUGUAGAAAAAUGUGGGAACAGGUACCAUGUUUUGGACACUAAAGAGAAGAAAGAAGACGUGCAAGUCCCUGAGCUGAUGAGAAUGAUCGAACAAGUAGUGGCAAAAAACAAGAGCUGUCCUUUUCAGUUAGACAAAGAAAUCUGUGAGAGAUUUGAGAGGAAAUGUUCCACUGUCAGCAAUCAACCCUCACAAAGGAUGUUACAAGUCAGAGAGGAAUAUGGCAGCAUGAGCCAGUUUCGACCUAAAAUGGAUGAUGGCUAUGAUGAUGAUGAUAAAAGUUCUGGCUAUUCCUCAGCUAAUUCUCUGCAAACUGAGACUUCAACCACUCCAUUAUUAAGGGGUGAGACAGACACCAGUCUGGAAUCUAUAAGAGAAUCAGCAGAAGACAAGAGGCUGAAAACUGAGACACUGAAAUUAACAAUAAAAAAGGAACUGUGAAAGGACUAAAAGCAGCAUCAGUCACAAAUACAAAGUAAAUGCACUGGAUGAACUGACAUUUUUAUUAUGUGUAAUUUGAUCCAGUGACAGAUGAUUAAGUAGGAAAUGCAGCAUCUAAUAAUAAACUAUUAGCAACAACAAGUGAUAAAAAUCUACCACCGUAUUCUACUCAAUAUUAUAUGUAGUCAUUUUGGCUUUCCUGUAUGUGCAAUAAAAUAAUUAAUGUUUUAAUUAAUUAAUGUUAAAAACCUUUUUAAAAUGUGAUUGUAUUAGUAUUUUAAACAGUAUUUAUGCUUCAGUAGAAACAUUAUAGUGGAUUACAUAAUAUGUAUACUUUUCUUAUUACUCGCAUAACCUCAAUAUAAAGUUUUAUCUAAGUGAAGAAUUAAUGUCAGUAAACGUUUGUAAUACUAAAGUCAGAAUUUAUACCUUUUUAUAUAUUUGUAAAGCAGAGAAACCUGCAAACCAUGUACUCAGAAUACAUAGUUACUUAGAAAUGUCUUGAUAUGUUGUGACCAAUAGAGGGAGACAUGCUACAGGAAAUAGGGCUCUAUGUUCUCACACGACAUGUGCUGUUAUUAUUAUUAUUGUUAUUACUACUGCUGCUGUUACUACUAUUACUACUACUACUACUACUUGCACAUAUUAUUCAUAUUGUACUUUAGCAAUGAGAUCAUGUAACGUUUGUCAAAUAUCUUAACUGAAUAACAAAUGAAACUUUGGCAGACAAAAUAUGUUUCUGAUUUGAACUGCCAAAACAUUAUAAAUAUCAUUUGUAAUAAGGCAAAUCCACUAUUCGUCUGCAGUCAUUUUGGUUUUAUGUAUGCGGGUGAUUCUGUUUAAAGGUCAAAUGUUUGUGUAGGUGGAACAUGGCAUUUUGACUUGAGAAGUAUUUUAAUGCUUGGGAACAGUAACUGUUCUACAAGACUGUGUGAUGGUGAGGAGAGAUCUACAGUCCACUACUACUCAGGAUUAGUGCGAGUAUUUUUACGUUAACACACUGCUUAUUCACUGUCUGAAUUAAUAUACCAAUCAAUAAACGUUAAU